Emericellopsis atlantica is the source of this 1421-nucleotide messenger RNA. RefSeq lists its product as uncharacterized. The record is from RefSeq and is a predicted model, not a curated record. Bases 342 to 1421 code for a protein of 359 amino acids. Lineage: Eukaryota; Fungi; Ascomycota; Sordariomycetes; Hypocreales; Bionectriaceae. The transcript is spliced from 5 exons.
CCUGUAGUGAUCAUAUCCCCGGCUUGGCAAACUUCGACAACAUGCAGCGUGGACCUUUCCUGGGGAACCUGAUUGAACGGGAUCACGGGACUGGUCGUUUACUUGCAGCAGACUGGACUAGCUCCCUGCAUCACCAAUCAACUGCAUAAAUGUGCGCAGGACAAGUUGCCUGUUUGCAGACUGCGCCUCUGCCACAUGGUGUGGCAGGCAGACAGACACAAAACAUGUCUCUACGAAGAAGUCAGCCAGCUCAUCAAAUUGAUGUUCAAAACGUCCCGCCCGCGAUUCUCUUUGUUGAAGACUAAUUCACUCCUGUGACUGACGACCGUCGACAGACCAGCAUGGCCGGAUCGUGGACUUACAACACGCCUCCCAGCGCGCCCUCGGAUGGGCCCAUGAUCGCUGGGCUCGCAUUAGCUUUCACGGCGCUGUCUCUUGUCGUCCUUCUGCUGCGGAUAUAUGUCCGUACAGUCUUCGUGAAGGCCAGGGGAGCAGAAACGAAAUGGGGUCUCGGUCUGUUGGAACUGGACGAUCUGCCGGAUGAGAACAACUACUACUUUGGUCUCUGGCAAUUUGUUGGCGCGCCAUUCUACAUUACAAGCAUUCUAUGCUUCAAGCUCAGUCUUCUACUGACUUAUCUGCGCGUCGUUCCAGCGGGCGUGUACAGCUGGGGUAUUACCGUCGUCAUUGGACUCUGCUUUGCGUAUCACGUCUGCUUCCUGAUUGUCCAGAUUAAUCUCUGUACCCCUGUCGCUUUUCAAUGGGAUCGGUCACUAUCGGGCAAUUGCGUUGAGACCGUCCCCUUCUAUCUCAGCAUGGCCUCUCUCACCAUCACCUUUGGCAUCGUGGUUAUGCUCCUCCCAGUCCCCGUCCUGCUCAAGGCGCAGAUACAGCUGCGGAAAAAGCUCGUCCUCCUAAUUCUUCUCGGCCUUGGCAUCUUCAUCACUGUCAUCCAAAUCUUCCGCAUCCAGACCGUCGUCCGUCUCGCCAAAUACCUCGACUCGGCGCCCCUGAUCAUGUGGUCGACCAUUGAGAACAAUCUCGGUGUCAUUGUCGUCUGCGUGCCGACCUUCGCGCCCUUCAUCAAGUACUUUGACGAAAAGGUCCGGUCCAACCGCGACACGUCCAAUGUCACCGGCCAAAAGUACGCGACGGGUAGUAGAAGCCACCAAGUUUCAAACUUCUCGGAACAGCAGCACCAACAAGCGAGCUAUGCGUUGCAGAACUGGGGAGGCAAAACAAAUGGCAUCAUAGCCCUCGGCCACGGGGUCGGUCACCACGUCUCCGGAGACAAAGACGACACCGCAAGCACCGAGUGUAUUUUGGAGGGCUCGGGUGGGGUAGUCAAAAAGAUAGAGAUGACCAUUACCGAGACCAAGAUCUCAGGGAGCGACAGAGAUUCGGAUGACUUGGCAAGGUAG